GCAGGAUUUGCACAAAGUCUCCCAUUUCAAGUUGUGUGUCUCCUGGAGUCCUGGGGAAGGCGCCCAUUCCACCCCCUGCUCCCUUCUCAGAGCCCCAAGAAUGGAUGAGAAACCCCUUCUCUACCACACGCAGGACUCCCAGGGGGAAGUACGGAGGACUGGCAUGGAGAGACUUGACCAGUGACCCACACACUGCUAGAUUCCCGGCCCACAGCUUCUCCUUCCUCAGCCACAGCUUACAGAGCGGAUACAGUCUCUGCACUUUGGGAAGCCAAGGCAGGAAGACAGCUUGAAAUCAAGAAUUCAAGACCAGCCUGAGAAACACAGUGUGAGACCCUGCCUCUACAGAAAACAAAAAUAAAUUAGCCGGGCAUGGUGAUGUGUGCUUGUAGUCCCAGCUACUCAGGAGGCUGAGGCAGGAGGAUCACUUGAGCCCAGGAGUUCAAAGUUGCAGUGAGCCAUGAUCAUCCCACUGUACUCCAGUCUGGACAAUAAAGCAACACCCUAUCCCUAAGAAAAAAAAUCUCUGGGGGUGGGAUCCAAGCAACAACAAGUUUGAAAACUCCCCAGCUGUCUCAGCAGUUCUUUAACCAAUCUGAGAUAAGGCUUCAACAGGUGAAAACUUGAAGGUUACAACUAUCUGAGGCUGGGUGCAGAUAAGUCAUGUGUUCCUUGGACUUCUUCUGUGUACCCAAACAGUCGAGAAUGAAGGUUAAAAAAACAGCUCAUGUUCAAACACGGAAACAGAAACUGAACUGAAUACCGAAACUGAAACUGUUUUUCUCUACCUGGGAGUCAGCAAACCUGAAAGCUACUCUCUGAGCUUCAGAGGGAAAAAAUGGUUGUAGAUACCCGGACUUGGGAGCAGACAUUUCAAGAACUAAUCCGAGAGGCAAAACCCUGGGCCACAUGGACGCUGAAGCUGGAUGGGAACCUUCAGCUAGACUGCCCGGUGCAAGGGUGGAAGCAAUACCAACAGAGAGCAUUUGGCUGGUUCCGGUGUUCCUCCUGCCAGCGGAGUUGGGCUUCUGCCCAAGUGCAGAUUCUGUGCCACACCUAUUGGAAGCACUGGACAUCACAGGGCCAGGUGCGUGUGAGGGUCUUUGGCCAAAGGUGCCAGAAGUGCUCCUGGUCCCAAUAUGAGAUGCCCGAGUUCUCCUCAGGUAGCACCACGAGGAUUCUAAACAACCUGGUGCAGCAUAUAUUGGAGAAAUACUACAGAAAUGGCAUGAGGAAGUCUUCAGAAAUGCCAGUAAUCCUGGAAGUGCCCCUGGAUGGGUCCCAUGACACAGCCAAUUGUGAGGCAUGUACUCUGGGUGUCUGUGGACAGGGCUUAAAAAGCUACAUGACAAAGCCAUCCAAAUCCCCACUCUGCCACCUAUAUAUUCGGAGUUCCUCACCUGGAACUGGUGUAUACAUCCCAAACCCAGCCAAGAACCAGUCAGCUGGGGCCAAGGGUGCUAAGGGGAGUGAGUAUGAGAAAUUAGGGCCCAGCGAUGGCUCAGAUCCAUUGGUCAUCUAUGUCACUAUUCUGCUGCUUGUCCUUAUGGUAGUCAAAUGCUUUACAUCAGAAUGAUGGAAAUAGGUUUACCACUUCUCUGGUUUUAAUUCCAUGGAAAUCAAUGAACUGGCUGCCGUUUCAAUAUGACUGAGAAUUCACUGUGAGACUAAGGAGGAUCAAGUUUGUAGAUAAACACUGGGUUCCUAGGUAUUCUCUGAAAACUGUAAAACAUGACCAAGUACAUGAUGGAUUUAGUAAUAAAUAUUAUUGGAUUUCUAAAAA
Molecule: messenger RNA, 1783 nt
Organism: Callithrix jacchus (white-tufted-ear marmoset)
Lineage: Eukaryota; Metazoa; Chordata; Mammalia; Primates; Cebidae
Gene: RTP4
Product: receptor transporter protein 4
Biological process (GO): detection of chemical stimulus involved in sensory perception of bitter taste; protein insertion into membrane; protein targeting to membrane
Cellular component (GO): cytoplasm
Molecular function (GO): olfactory receptor binding
Source: RefSeq, a predicted model, not a curated record